Molecule: messenger RNA, 1218 nt
Organism: Ogataea haglerorum
Lineage: Eukaryota; Fungi; Ascomycota; Pichiomycetes; Pichiales; Pichiaceae
Exons: 2
Coding region: 1-1218 (405 amino acids)
Source: RefSeq, a predicted model, not a curated record
AUGUUUGGUGUGCUUGUUCCGAGAACACGGAUUUCCGCCGACGUGCUGGACUCCGUGGAACAGCUGCGCCAAUGCGAUACGCUGGACAUUGCGUAUUUCGACGAGGACAUCCAGGUCGUGGUGUAUACUCCGUCGUCCGUGGCACAGGUCGAGGUUGACUUGGUAUACAAUUUGCAGAACACGGCGAGAAUAGUGCUCGAUUCCAAAGUCGUCAUAGGGUCUGAGGCUGUGUGGUUGCUGGAUACGAUCGUGGUACCGGACAAGCUUUCCAAUCAAUUGCAGAUCAAAGCCUCUUUUCGACAACAGUCAAAGAAAAUAGAAAAUCUAGAAUCGCACGAUACAGUCACUAUAGGCAGCACGGUGCUGACGAAACAUGUGGAUCUUUACGAACUUGUAAAAGCAGAAACGUCGCUGCGGAUUAGCCCCGUAUUCCAGAUGCGGUUCAAGACCAUCAAGACGGAGAAAACCAUGGCCUCUUUGGAAGUGGCUCUUUCUGGACAGUUGCGGGCCUCCGCAGUGACGGUGAGAAUUGAGUCGGUAGAUAUGGACAUCAGAAACUGUCUUUGUGCUGGCUACUCGGUGAUAAAGUAUCCGUUGGUGUUACAGAACCAUUCGAUUCUCUCGCUCACAUACAGACUGACAAAUAACGACAUUAAAUGGGUUAAGCCGGUUUCUGUCACCAUCCAUUGCACGGUCAAUGGCAACAGGAAAAUUGUGACUCGAUGGACUACGAACGUCGACUUCAUGGCGGCCCCCAGCGUGCCCCCAAUGGCGUCGCCUAAUCUAGGGCUCGUCGGUGACGCUCAACCACUCCAAGAAAAACCUCAGCAUUUCAGUUUCUGGCCAGACGAAAGUCAAGCUCGGCGAGGUGUUCAAAUGGAAGCUCCAGUUUAUCAACAAGUCGAACGACUCGCUCUCGCUCAUUUUGUACAUUCAAUCAUCCAUCAACAAACAGUACGAAAAGUCAGUGCCGCCGAUGCCGAUCCAGAACGCCAACAAGUCCGAUCCCGUCCCGCUGUACGGGCUCAACCAGCUGGUGCGAGCUUUCCAGCACGAGUUCAGCAAGGUGGGGCUGAUUUCUCUCACCAACAACCUGAAAUUCACUCUGGACCCAGGAAAUCUGUUCGAGACCGAGCUAGAGCUUAUAAGCAUCGAAAAGGGGCUGGUCAACCUCCACGAUGUCAAAGUGUUGGAGAUCAAAAGCGGGGAGAUCUUUGA